GAUUUUUUUCCUGAAUGAUCGUUGCGAUGACGAAAUUGAUCGAUCUGUGAAAGUGUAUUGCUUCUUGUGAACUCAAAGCUUCGAUUACAACCUGUCGAAGCUGAGAUGUGACCCCCUUUCUCAGUAAGCUACGUCGUCCGCUCCAGGGAGAACAAUUUGGAUGUUAACUGUGGAUGAGGACUCUCAUGAAUCCAGAUACAGAGCUCAAGGGAGGUAGGGGGUUUCUGUCGUAUGCGAAAAGAUGAGAAGGGAGACGGAAGAGUUUGGCAGAAUAUGUCUAAAACUGAAAUAAAAAACUAAAAUUGAAAACCUAGAAGUUAAAAAUGAAAAGAGAAAAAAGUUGGGACAUAAAAGAUAUGCAGCCCACAAUAGUAGAUUAUACGGGUAAUUUGCACUAACGAAAUUCCAACGAGUUAGUAAAUGAGUUGACCCGACCCAAUUUAUAUGAAACAUAACUUGUCACGUGUCAAGUUUGAUCGGGUCGGCCCGUUUGAGAUUCCUCACCUAGUUUAAUCACGCCACGUGGCAAGAAGUUCAGAAGCCUUAUGAAUUUCUAGGAGAAAAAAUAAAGAGAGGAUGCCAUAAAGCUUUGCAGAAAUGGGUUGCUGCUCGCCGCCUACAAUUUUCUUUCUCGGAAGCAAUCUGGGGACAGCAUCUCGGUUAGUACUCAAGCCAUACCGAAGUGGGAAGGUGAAAGGAAAACAACAGCUUAGAAGAUCUUUGGAGAUCAAAGCAGAAGUUGAAUUUGUAAAUGCCAAUGAGGCAAAGAAACUUGUUGCUGUUGAUGGGUAUGUAGUGUUAGAUGUGUGUGACAAGACUCAAUUCGAGCGAUCCCAUAUAAAAGAAUGUCAUCAUGUUCCACUCUUUAUCGAAAAUAAAGAAAAUGACUUAGGAACUGUCAUAAAGAGAACUAUGCACAACAAUUUUUCUGGUUUAUUUUUUGGUCUGCCUUUUACUAAACCAAAUCCUGAAUUUCUGCAUUCUGUGAGAAGCCAAUUUUCACAUGAAAGCAAGCUGUUACUUGUUUGUCAAGAAGGAUUAAGGUCUGCUGCUGCUGCACAGAGGUUAGAAGAGGCUGGUUACCAGAAAAUAGCAUUCAUAACAUCAGGGCUUAAGUCCGUGAAACCAGGAACAUUUGAUUAUGUGGGUUCCACGGAGUUGCAAAAUGCUGGCAAGGCUGGUUUAGUUACUGUACAAGGCAAAAUUUCAGCUGUGUUAGGAACUGUGCUAAUUUGUAAGUUUUCUGUCAUGAGAAUCCAUAUUUUUUCUUCAUUCAGCAAUCUGUUUUUUCCUAAAUGAUCAAACCCAUAGGUGCAUUUCUCUUUAUCACAUUCUUCCCCGAACAAGCGGAAAAGCUACUUCAAAUCGCUCCUGCAAGCUUUGCCCCAAAGUGAGCGUGUCUUUCUUACAAAUCUGGAGAGCUUAGCCAUCUGUUAGAGCAAAUAUUAUGUCUACUUGUAGUGACUAUGAAAUUUCACGAAAGAUACUGCGUGAAACAAUUUUCAAGAUCGUACAUAGUUUAUUUCCACACGAAAGAUAUAUUUUUAGCCUUCAAGCAUCAAAAGAAAUGGUUCUGUUAGGUCACAUAGAAAUUUGAACACGGUAAGGAUCCUAAACAUGUAGGACUCCAACGAGGCUUAUGCAAUAUGCAUUUCUAUAAAAUCGCCA
This is a messenger RNA of Cuscuta europaea, 1668 nucleotides long. The record is from the annotation of a GenBank genome assembly. Lineage: Eukaryota; Viridiplantae; Streptophyta; Magnoliopsida; Solanales; Convolvulaceae.